AUGACCGAUCUCCGGUACGAGUCGCAGAAGAGGCGAGACUGGAACACGUUCCUGCAGUAUCUGCGGAACCACAAGCCGCCGUUGACGCUGGCGCGGUGCAGCGGCGCGCACGUGAUCGAGUUCCUCAAGUACCUGGACCAGUUCGGGAAGACGAAGGUGCACGUGAUCGGGUGCCCGUAUUUCGGACACCCCAACCCGCCGGCCCCAUGCGCCUGCCCGCAGAAGCAAGCGUGGGGCAGCCUCGACGCGCUCAUCGGCCGCCUGAGAGCCGCGUACGAGGAGAACGGCGGCCGCCCCGAGUCCAACCCCUUCGGCGCUAGAGCCGUAAGGAUUUACUUACGGGAGGUUCGAGAAAGCCAGGCCAAGGCUAGGGGAAUACCGUACGAGAAGAAGAAGCGGAAAAGGCCCACUGCCGCCGCCGCCGCUGCCGCUGCUGCGGCCAGUAGUGGUGGCGCAGCCGAAAUUGGAUCCGUCGGUAGUGGCGGCAGCGGUGGCGAUACUGUCGGCAAGCCAGUUACUACAACAACAACGACAGAGUAUAGUAGUACUACUUAGAUUUUACUCUAUCCGUAGUAACUAAUUAAUUAAUUAAUUUUUAAACUUCAGUUACAUAUAUUAUUCUAUCUCUCCUAAUUGUGAAUUAUGAGAGGCUUUUAUAUUUAUUCUUAAUCAAACAAAAACAAAAAUCUUUCUUA
This is a messenger RNA of Ipomoea triloba (trilobed morning glory), 695 nucleotides long. RefSeq names its product protein LIGHT-DEPENDENT SHORT HYPOCOTYLS 6-like. The record is from RefSeq and is a predicted model, not a curated record. Gene Ontology annotation, cellular component: nucleus. Lineage: Eukaryota; Viridiplantae; Streptophyta; Magnoliopsida; Solanales; Convolvulaceae. Bases 1 to 555 code for a protein of 184 amino acids. Gene Ontology annotation, biological process: mRNA transcription; response to light stimulus. The transcript has 2 exons.